UGAGGUGGGCGCUGCCAGGGGGAGGGAGGAGGGCAGCGAGUUCGAGUCCCGCCUCCGCGAGCCUCAACUGGGAGCCACUUCUCCGGGCUGCUGCCGUCCGUUGAGGAGAGGUCUUGAGGAGUCGCUUCGUUCUCUGUUCUUUCCUCGUUUUUCCUCCGUGCGCGGAGGCCGCGGCUUUCCCCGUGGGGCGCCAACCCGCAGGAACAAGAGUUUGCCAGGAGUUUGUGCGGACUUCGGGCCCCGGCCCCCCCGCCCCGCCGCCGCCAUGCCCGUCUUCCACACGCGCACCAUCGAGAGCAUCCUGGAGCCCGUGGCCCAGCAGAUCUCCCACCUGGUCAUCAUGCACGAGGAGGGAGAAGUGGACGGCAAGGCCAUUCCGGAUCUCACCGCCCCCGUGUCGGCCGUGCAGGCCGCUGUCAGCAACCUGGUGCGGGUUGGAAAAGAGACUGUGCAGACAACAGAAGACCAGAUCUUGAAAAGGGAUAUGCCACCAGCAUUUAUCAAAGUGGAGAACGCCUGCACCAAACUUGUCCGGGCGGCUCAGAUGCUGCAAGCAGAUCCUUAUUCAGUACCAGCUCGUGACUAUCUGAUUGAUGGAUCAAGAGGCAUCCUUUCAGGAACAUCAGACUUACUUCUGACAUUCGAUGAAGCAGAGGUCCGUAAGAUCAUCCGUGUCUGCAAAGGAAUAUUGGAGUAUCUGACUGUGGCGGAAGUGGUAGAGACCAUGGAGGAUUUGGUGACAUACACAAAGAAUCUAGGGCCAGGAAUGACAAAGAUGGCCAAAAUGAUUGAUGAGAGACAACAGGAAUUAACUCAUCAGGAGCACAGGGUUAUGCUGGUAAACUCCAUGAAUACUGUGAAGGAGCUAUUGCCAGUGCUCAUUUCAGCCAUGAAGAUUUUUGUAACCACGAAGAAUUCUAAAAGCCAGGGAAUAGAAGAGGCCUUGAAAAAUCGCAACUUCACAGUAGAGAAAAUGAGUGCUGAGAUCAAUGAAAUAAUCCGGGUGUUACAACUCACUUCCUGGGAUGAAGACGCCUGGGCGAGCAAGGACACUGAAGCCAUGAAAAGAGCUUUAGCCUUAAUAGAUUCAAAGAUGAACCAGGCCAAAGGUUGGCUGAGAGAUCCAAAUGCACCUCCAGGGGAUGCUGGGGAGCAAGCAAUAAGACAGAUCCUCGAUGAAGCUGGAAAAGCUGGAGAAUUGUGUGCAGGCAAAGAGCGCAGAGAGAUCCUGGGAACGUGCAAAACACUGGGCCAGAUGACUGAUCAACUGGCUGAGCUCCGAGCCAGAGGACAGGGUGCUACACCCAUGGCUAUGCAGAAAGCACAGCAGGUGUCACAAGGGCUGGAUUUGCUCACUGCAAAAGUGGAGAACGCGGCCCGCAAGUUGGAGGCCAUGACAAACUCUAAGCAGGCGAUUGCUAAGAAGAUUGAUGCUGCUCAGAACUGGCUUGCAGAUCCUAAUGGGGGCAGUGAAGGAGAAGAACAUAUUCGGGGAAUUAUGGCUGAAGCGAGGAAAGUUGCUGAGCUGUGUGAGGAGCCCAAGGAAAGGGAUGAUAUCCUUCGUUCCUUGGGGGAAAUCUCUGCUCUGACAGCCAAGCUGUCAGAUCUGCGACGACAUGGGAAAGGUGACUCUCCUGAGGCCCGUGCUCUGGCUAAGCAAAUAGCUACCUCACUUCAGAACUUACAGUCCAAAACAAACAGGGCUGUAGCAAACACUAGGCCAGUUAAAGCAGCUGUCCAUUUGGAGGGCAAGAUCGAGCAAGCUCAAAGGUGGAUAGAUAAUCCUACGGUGGCUGAUCGGGGAGUAGGCCAGGCAGCAAUUCGGGGUCUGGUUGCAGAGGGCCGUCGUUUGGCCAAUGUCAUGAUGGGGCCUUAUCGUCAAGACCUACUUGCCAAGUGUGACCGCGUGGACCAGCUGGCUGCUCAGCUCGCUGACCUCGCAGCACGAGGGGAGGGAGAAUCCCCUCAGGCCAGGGCAAUUGCUGCUCAGCUUCAGGACUCCCUGAAGGAUCUUAAGGCACGGAUGCAAGAGGCAAUGACCCAGGAGGUUUCUGAUGUUUUUAGUGACACCACAACUCCUAUUAAAUUGUUAGCAGUAGCAGCCACUGCUCCCUCUGAUGCUCCCAACAGAGAUGAGGUGUUUGAUGAAAGAGCUGCCAACUUUGAGAACCAUGCUGCUAGACUGGGAGCUACAGCAGAAAAAGCAGCUGCAGUUGGAACUGCAAAUAAAAGCACUGUGGAAGGCAUCCAGGCAACGGUGAAAUCAGCAAGGGAACUUACCCCCCAGGUAGUGUCAGCUGCUCGUAUCCUCCUGAGGAAUCCUGGCAAUCAAGCUGCUUAUGAACACUUUGAGACCAUGAAAAACCAAUGGAUUGAUAAUGUAGAAAAAAUGACAGGCUUGGUGGAUGAAGCCAUCGAUACUAAAUCUCUGUUGGAUGCAUCAGAAGAGGCUAUCAAGAAAGAUCUAGAUAAAUGUAAAGUUGCCAUGGCCAACAUGCAGCCCCAGAUGCUGGUAGCUGGUGCCACCAGCAUCGCCAGACGAGCAAACCGCAUCCUACUGGUAGCAAAACGGGAGGUUGAAAACUCAGAAGACCCUAAAUUCCGGGAAGCUGUUAAAGCAGCCUCUGAUGAGCUAAGCAAAACUAUAUCACCCAUGGUAAUGGAUGCUAAAGCUGUGGCAGGAAACAUUUCAGAUCCUGGUUUACAGAAGAGUUUCUUGGAUUCUGGAUACAGAAUUCUGGGAGCUGUGGCCAAAGUCAGAGAAGCCUUCCAGCCUCAGGAACCAGAUUUUCCCCCUCCUCCUCCUGACCUUGAGCAGCUUCAUCUGACUGAUGAGCUCGCUCCUCCAAAACCACCCCUUCCAGAAGGUGAGGUUCCCCCACCCAGACCACCACCCCCUGAAGAAAAAGAUGAAGAGUUCCCAGAGCAGAAAGCAGGAGAAGCUAUUAAUCAGCCCAUGAUGAUGGCAGCCAGGCAGUUGCACGAUGAAGCCAGGAAGUGGUCCAGCAAGCCUGAUGUGACUGUGAUUAACGAAGCGGCUGAGGCUGGUGUAGAUGUAGAUGAGGAGGAUGAUGCAGAUGUUGAAUUCACUCUCCCCUCUGACAUUGAAGAUGAUUACGAGCCUGAGCUGCUGUUAAUGCCAACCAAUCAGCCUGUUAACCAGCCCAUUCUGGCUGCUGCUCAGUCUCUACAUCGGGAAGCAACCAAGUGGUCUAGUAAGGGUAACGACAUCAUUGCUGCUGCCAAGCGCAUGGCGCUGCUGAUGGCCGAGAUGUCGCGCCUGGUGAGGGGCGGCAGCGGGAACAAACGUGCCCUCAUCCAGUGUGCCAAGGAUAUUGCCAAGGCAUCAGAUGAAGUCACUCGCCUGGCCAAGGAGGUGGCAAAGCAGUGCACUGACAAGCGCAUCAGGACAAACCUCUUGCAGGUCUGUGAGCGAAUCCCAACCAUCAGUACACAACUGAAGAUCCUCUCCACUGUCAAAGCCACCAUGCUGGGCAGAACCAAUAUCAGCGAUGAGGAGUCGGAGCAGGCAACUGAGAUGUUGGUUCAUAAUGCCCAGAAUCUCAUGCAGUCUGUGAAGGAAACUGUGAGAGAAGCUGAAGCAGCAUCCAUUAAGAUAAGAACAGACGCCGGAUUCACUCUUCGCUGGGUCAGAAAGACCCCGUGGUAUCAGUAAACAGUUGCCACGUGGGUGUUGUCUUCUGUAACAUAAAAUGCCUUUUUCUUUCUUUGAAACAGAAGAGAUGUAUCAACAGCAAAAGGUGCUGUAUACAUGAGCUUAAGACUAGCUUGUGCUGAUGCCCCAUUCUAAGGGUAUGAAUGACAAGAGAAUGCAUUUCAAGUGUCUUGGAAAUGCAUUUGGUUCCAAACAACACCUCAGCAUUGCUUCCAACAGUAGACAGUUCUUAUCCUUUUUGGUUUUCUUCUUUGUCUUUUGAAAACUCUCUCCAUGAGCUCUGUACUCCCAGAAGCACAUUUCAGUUAUGCACUGUGUAUCCCGGCAGUUUCCAUGCGAUGAUGCAAAACGUGGACCUCACUGUAAGCUUGUGGGGAGAGUUUAGGAUGCUAUUGGUUACCUGGCAGUUUGUAGGGACAAUCAUUGAUGUAGAAACAUUCAGCUUUUCAACAGGGUUUGAGCUGGCUGUUCUUAAACCACGCAGAAAUGAUGGGAUGUUAGGGUUUUUUAGUUAAAAGGGGGAAGAGAGGCAGCAGGACAGUUAAACUGGGAAUUGUUUCCCUGUCUGAAAUGAUCCUUUUCCUUUUAUGUUGGGUUUUUGCCUGGCAAUGGUCCUUUAACAAAAACUGGAGCUGUCACCCCAUAGGCAGGCAUUCUAGAGCUCUUGUCCUGUACUGAGAUGCUUUGCAGUGGAUGUUAGUUGACACACUGUUGGCAGCUCGAGCCUCAUGGCUGGAGACCUUAAACCACAGAACUCUUUCCUUAUUGCUCAGUUCAGUAAUGGAUUGUGCUGAAAAAUCCCAGUUCUCUUAAGCAAGCUGCAUGUCCAGGACCAGCAAAUGCCACGUGCUGGCUCUUUUCCUUGUGAAAACCAAAUGAGCACAUGCAGUUAUUCUUUUCUCUCCCUCUCCCUUAUCUAAUGCUAUUCCAGCCACUCAAGGUGGAAAUUAAAAGACAAAGUUACCCAGUUAAGAAGGAGCAUUUGCCUCACUGCCUUUCUUUACAACAAUGCCUAAGCUUUUGGAAAUCCACCCACUGCAGGGACACAAACCCCUUUUUAGGUAGUCUGGUGGCUCCCAGCAAGCAGUGGUUCCCAGUGCUAAAUGUACUGGGAGAUUUGUACUUGUUUGGACAUUUGGAGGCUCAAAGUCUUUUUUUUCGGGUUCUAGUGAAUGGAACAAAGUGUUUCUGUGUCUUCAAAAAAGCCCAAGCAAUGCCACAAUAAAAAGAAGCCACAACACAAAAUCUGCCCCCUCCUCCCUCCAAAUAAUCUUGAGAUGCUUUUAUCCUUCCAUAAGUGAACAUACCUUCAUGUGUGUAUAUAUGGAUGUGUACACACACACACACACAAGCUCUCUUUCUGUUGCUCCAUGCUCUCUUCUGGCAUUUCCCAGAGAAAGAGAAAGACUGUUUUAGAAUGAGCCUCUGCACAUUUGCAAGGAACACUUGGAGACUUCUGCCCAGCUCAGCACUGGCCUCGUGCUGCCCUCCUAAUUUGCCCAAAAUUGUUGUGUGAUCAAAAACCACCUUUCCCAGAAGUGCCCUUGAGGAGAAACUGCUCAGUCUGAACAGCUCCAAGGAGGAGACACACAACGGGGCCAGAGGCCCUUCACCUGCCUGCAGCACUUCUGCACUUGGACUUUGUCCCCUCCACCCACCACUUCAUUGCACUGUUGUCUAAAAAGGGAACUUAAACUGAUAGCAAUGCAUCUGCCUCAAACUGACCUUAGCAAGAGAAAGCACGUGUUUGUCCUUAACUCACUCCUCCUGUCUGGGUAUUACGACAUACCUGGUACUUGGGAUCCUUCCCUACCGUUCUCUUCUGCAGUUCCCUGUAAGAGGGGGAAGGAAGGCAUGCCAGAGCCUUAACCUGAAUGUCUUGCAUUGGGCUGGUUUAUGCCAGAUCUUUAACAGAAUUGUAAUGUAGUAAUUUCUAUUUAAUAGUAAACAGCACUGAAGAAGUAGGGGUUCUUUUUAAGGGAUUUUCUAAGUAGUCUUCCUGCAUUACUUCUCUGUUCUUCACAUCUCCUGCCCCCCAAUCCAGGCUUCUCUGUGAGAUUUUCUUUUCUUUAGCAUCACUGUUUAGUUGCUUGACUGAUAUAAAUGCAAUAUUCCUAAUGCCUUUAAUACAUAUUGUUUAUGCCAAAGAUCACUUUGUGUUUGUUAAGGAAUGUCUGCAGGAAAGUUACGAAUCACGGUGGCCUUUGAUAUUCUUCCAGAGUGUUUGCUCUGAGUUCUUGAACUGUUUUGUAGGGGCUGAGACACUUGUCCACCUUAUGCAAUUACUGCUUUAUUUUUGAACACUAUUGGUCUUCAGACCUGAAAUGCAGCAAAACUUUGGAGAAAAAAGAAAGACCAUUAAUGUCACUUAAAAAUGUUUCACCACUAUGAAGACUUUGUUUAUAAACCAAAAUGUACUGUAUAGUCUGAUGUUUUCAACCUUCCUUUGGUUCUGUUAAACCAAUAAAAUGCAUUUGUACAAA
This is a messenger RNA of Colius striatus (speckled mousebird), 6159 nucleotides long. RefSeq names its product vinculin (gene VCL). Bases 266 to 3676 code for a protein of 1136 amino acids. Gene Ontology annotation, molecular function: structural molecule activity; actin filament binding. The transcript has 22 exons. Lineage: Eukaryota; Metazoa; Chordata; Aves; Coliiformes; Coliidae. Gene Ontology annotation, cellular component: actin cytoskeleton. Gene Ontology annotation, biological process: cell adhesion. The record is from RefSeq and is a predicted model, not a curated record.